Didymosphaeria variabile is the source of this 1110-nucleotide messenger RNA. RefSeq lists its product as uncharacterized. Lineage: Eukaryota; Fungi; Ascomycota; Dothideomycetes; Pleosporales; Didymosphaeriaceae. The record is from RefSeq and is a predicted model, not a curated record. The coding region runs from base 1 to 1110 and encodes 369 amino acids. The transcript has 4 exons.
AUGGCCCUGGCUUUAGGAGCACUUUGGGCUUGGGACGCCUACGAGAAAGCUCUUUCAUUAUACUUCUCGAAGAAGUACAAAACGAUCGCCCUACCAAAGGUACUCACAUAUUCCUCUACCGAUGUGAGCAUCAUAGUUCCAACAAUCGACACUGAGUCAACCUUUACCGAAUGCGUGCGUCUCUGGCUCAAGAGUAAUCCCCGCGAGAUCAUCAUUGUCACUGUACCGCGAUGCAAGGCCCACGUUGAGCAGCUAGUUAUGCCGAUACACGAAUUCAAGGACAAGAUCACCAUCCUGACUGCGCCUCUUGCCAACAAGCGCCAUCAACUGAUGGUCGGGGCCAAGGCUGCCAGUGGCAAGAUACACGCUUUGGUCGAUGACGAUGCCUACUGGCCCGCUGACACUGUGAUUCCACACCUCCUGGCUCCCUUCGAGGAUGACAGGGUUGGUGCGGCUGCGGGUCUUCAAAGUGCCGAGAUCCCACUAGAGCGCCAAGAUUCCAAUGUAAUCACAAUCUGGGAAGCAGCUGCUGCUCUCGAUAUGUUCAAUAUGAAAACACUUCAGGCCAUGCGCUUCGCAGCGGAUGGAGGCUGCUGGGCCCUAGUUGGACGCACGCUGUUCGUUCGUGCUACUAUUCUCCAAGACCAGCAGUUCGUAGAUGCCUUUACGCAUCAGCUCAUUGGCCAGAGGAUCGUAAACGGAGCGGAUGACGUCUUUGUGACCGAGUGGGUAUUCGACCAUGGUUGGAAGGUCUCCAUUCAAAAUUCACCCGAGUCUGAAAUCACGACCAACGUCAAGCAAGAUCACAAGUUUGCGUGGCAGGUACUUCGUUGGGAGAGGGGGAACAUUCGCUCUUUCCUUGCCCGUAUCUUUGUGUACCCUGGCUAUCGGGUCUCUGACAGCUUAAAAAAUAGGAUGGCUUACGUGCUCUGGAUGAUGUUCGGAUGGGGUGGAUGGGUCUCAGGAUACGGAGCAUUCCUCCAAAGAUACCCAUAUUGCAUACGCACAAUCUGGGCACUGUUCCUCAUGGACAACUUUGCUCCUAUCGUCGACAUAUACGCGUACUUCACUAUGAACAACGACAGUUGGUUGACUAGAGCAGCUGCAUAG